CACCGGAAGUCCCUGUCUGACCGGAAGCUCCCUCAGCCAUGGUGGAGAAGAAGCCUCCGGGCCGGGUGCCGGAAGGGGCCCAGCGCCGGGUCCUGGACAGGGCCGCUCGGCAGCGCCGCCUGCACCGGCAGUUGGAGGCUCUGGAGAGCGACAACUUCGGUGAUGAUCCCCAGGCAGGACUGCCCCGGCCCGGAAAGAGGCUGCCCAACUUCAGCGACACGGCCGAGACCGGCAAGAAGAAGAAGAAGACGCGCGGGGAUCACUUCAAGCUGCGCUUCCGCAAGAACUUCCAGGCCCUGCUGGAGGAGCAGGCCCUGAGCUCAGGCACAGCCCCGGACAGCCCCAGUUACGUCUCCGCCUGCGCGGGGCCCUCGCGCCGCCCCCAGCGCCAUUUCUGCAGCGUCUGCGGGUUCCCCUCCCCCUUCACCUGUGUCACGUGUGGGGCUCGAUUCUGCUGCGCGCGAUGCCAGGGGGCGCACCAGGACACGCGCUGCCUGAAGUGGACAGUGUGAGAUGACAUCACCCCCCGGCGAUGACGUCACCCCCUCCCUGCGAUGACAUCAUCCCCAAGAUGGCGCCACCCAGAGCCCCUGGUUUUGGGUCCAAACCCACGGAUUUAGGGCAAAUCCCCACCCAAGGAGAUUAAAAAAGGCAACAAAGGAA
Melopsittacus undulatus (budgerigar) is the source of this 663-nucleotide messenger RNA. RefSeq names its product zinc finger HIT-type containing 1 (gene ZNHIT1). The coding region runs from base 39 to 512 and encodes 157 amino acids. Gene Ontology annotation, biological process: chromatin remodeling. NCBI's taxonomy places the organism in Eukaryota, Metazoa, Chordata, Aves, Psittaciformes, Psittaculidae. The record is from RefSeq and is a predicted model, not a curated record. Gene Ontology annotation, molecular function: nucleosome binding. Gene Ontology annotation, cellular component: Swr1 complex. The transcript is spliced from 5 exons.